AUGCCAGCGAGUUUCCUGAGUCUUCCUGCUGAGCUCCGCAAUGAGAUCUAUAAAUACCUCCUAGUAAGUGGAGAUCCUAUCAUUCCUUGGAGCAAAAGACAUGAGCUUGCAUCGAACCUUCUGUCCACAAACACUAUGAUCCUACACGAGGCCAGCUCACUACUCUAUGGCAAUAACUGCUUUGACCUCUCGUCAUCGAGCCCUAUACUUAUAUGCGACUUCCUCGCUACUAUAGGCUUGGUGAACGCUUCUCAUCUUAAUUGUAUCCGCAUCAGCUUUCCUGAAUUCCACGACGUUGGAGAAGAGGUCAGCCUUGAGGAAGAAAGCCUGCGCGCUUUAACAAAGAUCCAGGAAUACUGUACCGACCUCAAACGUAUCACAGCGACUGCUCCAAGCACAUAUUGGAUGGGGAUUCAACUAUCAGUUGACAGCCCUUCCAUUUGCGAAAGGGCAUUGGAUGUGGUUGACGCUCACUUCAGAGCGAUCACAUCACUGCAAGAGAUUGUCAUGGAAGUUUAUGAUAAAGGCCUGGAAUCUUCUCUUAUAGGGAAAAUGAAGAGUUAUGGGUGGACACUCAGGACAGUGGAGAUCGUGGAAGAGGAGAAAUGGGACAAUGAUAGAACUUGGGAUGAAAUUGAAGAUGAUCAUUAUCUUUACAACGACAACGAUGAUGAUAAUGAUGACGACUACGAUAUUGACAACGACAGUGACUUCUGGAGAAGGGCAGCAGACUAA
Messenger RNA from Penicillium hordei, 735 nucleotides. RefSeq lists its product as uncharacterized. The coding region runs from base 1 to 735 and encodes 244 amino acids. NCBI's taxonomy places the organism in Eukaryota, Fungi, Ascomycota, Eurotiomycetes, Eurotiales, Aspergillaceae. The record is from RefSeq and is a predicted model, not a curated record. The transcript has a single exon.